This is a messenger RNA of Polypterus senegalus (gray bichir), 3039 nucleotides long. RefSeq names its product gastric inhibitory polypeptide receptor (gene gipr). The record is from RefSeq and is a predicted model, not a curated record. Gene Ontology annotation, cellular component: plasma membrane. The transcript is spliced from 14 exons. Lineage: Eukaryota; Metazoa; Chordata; Cladistia; Polypteriformes; Polypteridae. Gene Ontology annotation, molecular function: G protein-coupled peptide receptor activity; gastric inhibitory peptide receptor activity; peptide hormone binding. The coding region runs from base 553 to 2028 and encodes 491 amino acids. Gene Ontology annotation, biological process: cell surface receptor signaling pathway; adenylate cyclase-modulating G protein-coupled receptor signaling pathway.
CAGCGCAAUGAUGUCCCGUCAUUUGGCUUUGUGCACCGUAAGCGACGACGCUUGCAUAUUGUCUUUUAAACAGCAAUCACGUAUUCCGUUAAGCUUUGGUUGUGAAUUAUGCAUUAAGGAGACGCAGCUCUGCUUUAAAAUAUGCGCGUAUCCAAGUGACUAAGAACCAAGCUGGAUCGAUCUAUGGAGUAGGAGUUCGGUUCAUUCAAGCAGCUACAUUGACGGCUCGGGAAACAGGAAAACUACGGGAGCAAGUUAAGCGAAAAGUGAAACGGAGCUGCGGAGAUCUAGAUGUGCUUUUCAUGUUAAUGUCUGCUGGUUCACAUUCAAGAUGUCAUCGGAGCGAAAACUGAAUGAAGAUUAUUGGAACAUGUCUGGCAAUGGUCAGUAACACGACACCUUGAUAGUGGUCACGUGGCUUUCCUGACUUGUGAUACAUCUGAGGACUCCUGGGUACCAGUAAUGAGGAACAGUAUCACCAUAUUAUAGCUCCUCAUCACUGCAUUAGCAACCUUAUGAAAAACUCUGCAUGGGCAUGUACUUGACAUCCAAAUGGCUUCAGAUAAGGCGACAAAGCAUAUUGUGGAGCAAUGGAAGAAAUAUCACUGGGAAUGUCUCCUGAGGAUGUCUACUGAGCCCUACCCUCCAGGUUUAUUCUGCAACCGGACCUUUGACAUGUAUGUCUGCUGGACUGAUGGUGAACCCAACACAACAGUGAAAGUUCCCUGCCCAUGGUAUCUUCCCUGGUAUGACCAAGUUAAAAGUGGCUUUGUUUUUCGUAAAUGUGGAGCAGAUGGUCAGUGGGUGACCAAUAACUCAGAUGUUCCUUGGAGAGAUCAUUCUCAGUGCCAGCCUGAUGACAACGGCAAUCAGUCUGAGCAGGAGCAAAAGAUUUGGAUCCUUGCUCAGUUCCAGCUUAUGUACACGGUGGGAUAUUCACUGUCCCUGGCAACACUUGUCUUGGCACUCAGCAUCCUUCUGGCCUUUAGAAAGUUGCGCUGCACUCGGAAUUACAUCCACAUGAACCUGUUUGCUUCAUUUAUCCUGCGUGCUGGAUCCAUUCUGACCCGCGACUCUCUACUCAAGCGGCAAAUGGAGUUUACAGAUGGGGAGCUUCCUGGUCUGCUGAGUGAUCAGGAGUUACUCGGAUGCCGCCUUGCACAGAUCCUCAUGCAGUACUGCGUUGAGGCAAACUACAGCUGGCUCCUGGUGGAAGGGGUGUACCUCCACAACUUACUGGUGCUGAUGGCCUCCACUGAAAAGAAGAACUGUUUCUGGAUUUACCUGCUUAUUGGCUGGGGUUCUCCUGUGUUGUUUGUCGUUCCCUGGAUCCUGAUGAGAUACUUCUAUGAAAAUGAAAAGUGUUGGGAGAAGAAUGAGGUGCUGGCCCACUGGUGGAUCAUCCGAUCACCUAUCCUUGUGGCUGUUCUGGUCAACUUCUUCAUAUUUCUACGAAUAAUUAAAAUCCUUGUCUCCAAACUGCGGGCUCAACAGAUGAGAUAUACAGACUCCAAGUUCCGACUUGCUAAGUCCACUUUAACUUUGAUACCACUGCUGGGCAUUCAUGAAUUGGUGGCCUUUUUCACUGAGGAAAAUGUACAGGGUACAGUGAGGUACCUGAAACUCUUCUUUGAGCUCUUUCUCAACUCCUUCCAGGGCUUCAUUGUUGCUGUCCUCUACUGCUUCUUUAACAGGGAGGUGCAAUCUGAAAUCAAGAAAAAGUGGCAGCGUCACAAGUUGGGCAUGAGCCUUCUUGAGGAGCAGCGACACACCUUCAGCCAAAUGCCACAUGAGGCCGCCAACACAGGCCGAUCCCUAAGACAGCAGCCGAUCACGUGGCAACAGCCCUGUGGUAGAGCAAGUUCCAUCUGCUCCUCUGAGAACUCCUUCUCCACCCACUACAAACACACUGAGGGGAAAAGGAUCAAACUGUACAGAAAUGUGACUAUACUAAAGCAGGGAAAUCACGGAACAGAGGGUGAAGUCAACAGGUCCCUAAAAGCAACAUACAUGGAGAGCUACUGCUGAUGGGAAAUACCAAUGUCCAGCUGUGCAGCCCCACUGGCCAUGUCGCAAAUUUCAGAAUGUCUAAGUGAUGGAGGAGAAUUUACUGCACCUUCGGUGUCACAUUUUAGAUUACAGCGUGAUGCUUUGUCUUCAAAUUUGUGUCAACUGAAACUCAGUAAAGUAGACAUGACUGAAAGAGUCAAAAUGUAGUGACCUGUUUGGAUUUAAUGACAAAAAACAUUGUAAAUGUUCUGAUCUUCAAAGUGAACUGCACACUGUGAGAAAAUGCAAAUGAAACUGUGUCAAAAUGCAUAUGUGGAUUCGGUGAAUAUGUUGCUUUUCCUCUGAGGUCUGGCUCUCUCACCCCAUGCAGUCUGAUCCUGCCAGGUCCUGUAGCUUUAGGUCGUGAAAUCUGAUUCUGCCAGGUCCUACAAAAAUCGCAGUAUGUUGAUCGUGAUGUCGCAGUUUCACUCAUCACAGAUUCUGGUUGUGCUACAGUUUUAUUCCACCAAAUCUGACAGAUUAUAUUUAUUUCCAGCAGUUUCAUUAUGCUAGAUAAUAUAGUAAAAUACUGCAGCUUCUUCUGUGGUGUGAGAUUCUAAUUUGUGCUGCAUGUUUAUUUCCCUCUUUUGGGCUUUAUAGUAUCAGUUCAUUGGAGUCUGAUCCAGCUCAACACGCAAGGCAGUCUCAGCCAUAUUGAUAACUGUAUCUUCAUUGUGCUGGAAAUUGAUUUUGAUGGAUUUUGCUGUUUCACUCCACUGAAGUAUGAUUAUGCUGGGUGCUAUGUCUUAAUUUUCUUGUCUUAAUUCAGUGGCUGAUCCUGUUAGCCAUGGAUCUUGAUUCUGCUAUGUUCUAUUCGUGGCACAGUUCCCCACCCAGAGGGUUGGUAUAGUCCCUCAUCCUUGUAAUGCAAUGUGUAGCUGAUGAUUUUCUUUAUUCCAUCUAACCUUACAGGGUUUUCAGCAAAAUGCAAAAUACUCUGAGCUAAUCAGGUGAAUCCCACUACUACUUAUUAUUGGUUGAAUUAGGUAG